AGCACCCAACAGGCUAGGACCGCCCCUGGCUGCAAGCACGUGUUUGGUCACGAAGGUGUAACGGGCAAACACGCACACAAGGACGCGCACGCACGGUUGUUGCUCACAGGUAACCAGGUGAGAGACUCCCACAGUUUAUCUGAGAGGCACCGGCGACAACGAGGCCAUGGAGUUCGAGGAGUCGAGUAUCGGAGAGGAGUGCGGAGUGUUCGGGUGCGUCGCUGCCGGAGAGUGGCCCACACAGCUGGACGUGGCUCAGGUCUUAACUUUGGGCUUGGUGGCGUUACAGCACAGGGGGCAGGAAUGUGCUGGGAUUGUCACAAGUAAUGGAGCCAGUCCACCCACAUACACAACACACAAGGGAAUGGGAUUAGUGAGCACAGCUUUUCCACCCGAGGCUCUCACCAAACUGCGCUAUGGUAACCUCGGCAUUUGCCACACAUGCUAUUCAACUACUGGGAUCUCAGAGCUGCAGAACUGCCAGCCCUUUGUGGUGGAUACACUGCAUGGCAAGAUAGCUGUAGCUCACAAUGGAGAGCUGGUUAAUGCCCAUGCCCUGCGGAAAAAGGUGAUGCGCCAUGGCGUCGGCCUCUCCACCAGCUCAGACAGCGAGCUCAUCACCCAGCUGCUGGCACUGACUCCACCUAUGGAGGAGCUAGACUCACCUGACUGGGUUGCCAGAAUUAAAAACCUCAUGACUGAAACACCAACAUCAUACUCACUGCUGGUCAUGUUCAAAGAUGUCGUCUAUGCGGUUCGUGACCCUUAUGGAAACAGGCCGCUGUGCAUUGGGCAGCUUGUUCCCAUCUCCAAACUACACAGUCCAGGCGCUCAAGAGGAAGAUACUGAGGGCUGGGUUGUGUCAUCAGAGUCGUGCAGCUUCCAGUCUAUUGGUGCCAAGUAUUACAGGGAGGUCUUGCCAGGAGAGAUAGUCCAGAUAUCCAGACAUGGUGUCACGUCUCUGAGUGUUGUGCCCCGGCCUGAGGGAGGCCUCCCAGCCUUCUGCAUUUUUGAAUAUGUUUAUUUUGCCAGACCGGAUAUUUUUGAAGGGCAGAUGGUUUAUACUGUCAGACAGCGCUGUGGGCGACAGUUGGCCGUCGAGUCUCCGACAGAUGCAGACGUUGUCAGCACUGUGCCAGAGUCUGUGACCCCUGCUGCUCUGGGCUACGCUCAGCAGUCUGGUCUUCCAUACGUUGAAGUUCUGUGUAAGAACUGAUAUGUUGGAAGAACCUUUAUCCAGCCAAAUACCCGCUUGAGGCAGCUAGGAGUGGCCAAGAAGUUUGGAGCAUUGACGGACAACUUUGCUGGGAAACGAGUGGUGCUCAUUGAUGACUCCAUCGUCAGAGGCAACACAAUUUCCCCCAUUAUCAAAUUGCUGAAGGAAGCAGGGGCAAAAGAGGUGCACAUCAGGGUGGCUUCUCCACCAGUCAGGUUCCCCUGCUACAUGGGCAUCAACAUCCCAACCAAGGAGGAGCUCAUCGCCAACAAGCCGGAGUUUGAGGACAUUGCUGGUUAUAUUGGUAUUUAAACAUGAACUUCUACCAUUCAUUUCCUUGACAGGUCAGAAAAAAAAACUUGUGUUAAUGCUAAAGCUGUUUACAGGUGCUGACAGUGUCAAAUUAUUUAUAACCACCUAUGUAAUCUUGAUAUUUAAAAUGGAACAAUUUGUAUAUAUUAGUGCUAUUUAUUAAAUUUGUAAACUGUAACAUAUAGUGUAUUUUAAUAGUUUACUUUGUUGCUGUCUUGGAGCAGCUGUAAUCUCC
Oreochromis aureus is the source of this 1763-nucleotide messenger RNA. Its product is annotated as amidophosphoribosyltransferase-like. Lineage: Eukaryota; Metazoa; Chordata; Actinopteri; Cichliformes; Cichlidae. Gene Ontology annotation, biological process: purine nucleotide biosynthetic process; purine nucleobase biosynthetic process. The record is from RefSeq and is a predicted model, not a curated record. Gene Ontology annotation, molecular function: amidophosphoribosyltransferase activity.